Messenger RNA from Phaethon lepturus (White-tailed tropicbird), 873 nucleotides. RefSeq names its product tyrosine-protein kinase Lyn-like. The transcript has 7 exons. The record is from RefSeq and is a predicted model, not a curated record. Bases 1 to 873 code for a protein of 290 amino acids. NCBI's taxonomy places the organism in Eukaryota, Metazoa, Chordata, Aves, Phaethontiformes, Phaethontidae. Gene Ontology annotation, molecular function: protein binding.
AUGGGAUGUAUAAAAUCAAAAAGGAAAGAGAAUCUGCAUGGAGAUGGGCUAGAUUUGAAGAAUCAACCAGCAAAUCCAGAAGCACAGCUCUUACCAGGACAGAGGUUUGUCAGCGAAGACACAGAGGAGCAUGGAGUCAUUGUGGUAGCUUUGUAUCCCUAUGAUGGCAUUCAUGAAGAUGACUUGUCCUUCAAAAAAGGAGAAAAAUUGAAAGUUAUUGAGGAGCUGGGAGAAUGGUGGAGAGCAAAAUCUCUCACAACAAGGAAGGAAGGCUUCAUUCCCAGCAACUACGUAGCAAAAGUAAACACCUUGGAAACAGAAGAAUGGUUCUUCAAAGACAUAACCCGAAAAGAUGCCGAAAGACAACUCCUGGCUCCUGGAAAUAGCCCUGGAGCUUUCCUUAUCAGGGAAAGUGAAACAUUAAAAGGCAGCUAUUCUCUCUCCAUAAGAGACUAUGAUCCACAGCAUGGCGAUGUUAUUAAGCACUACAAAAUUAGGAGUCUAGACAAUGGAGGAUUUUACAUCUCUCCAAGAAUAACUUUUCCCAACAUCAAUGAUAUGAUCAAACAUUAUCAAAAGCAAUCAGAUGGCUUAUGCAGAAAGUUGGAAAAAGCUUGUAUUAGUCCCAAGCCUCAAAAACCAUGGGAUAAAGAUGCAUGGGAAAUUCCACGGGAAUCAAUUAAAUUAGUGAAGAAACUUGGAGCUGGUCAGUUUGGAGAAGUCUGGAUGGGUACGUUUAUUCCUUUGGAAAAUGCGUUUAAAUCUGCUGAAAGAAAUGUCAUUUCAGGGUCAUUCAGAAUAAUAGUGGACAUGAACCUGGUCCAAUAUACUUGUAAAACAGCACAGUCAGGCUCAGAAUAUACCUUCUUGUGA